Molecule: messenger RNA, 1488 nt
Organism: Gilbertella persicaria
Lineage: Eukaryota; Fungi; Mucoromycota; Mucoromycetes; Mucorales; Choanephoraceae
Product: WD40-repeat-containing domain protein
Exons: 6
Coding region: 1-1488 (495 amino acids)
Molecular function (GO): protein binding
Source: RefSeq, a predicted model, not a curated record
AUGUCUGUUUAUAAUCAUAGACCUAUUGCUCCCUCAAACCAGACGCGUUUAUUGGAGUUACUAGAGGCUGUUAAGGUUGAAUAUGACCAACUAAGUCAAGACGCUCAGUUAGCAAAGAGUCAAAGAGACGAAUAUGAACACAAAGUCAACAGCCAAAUACAAGAAAUGACCAUAUUUCAACAAACGCUAUUGGACUUAGAAAGAACACAACAAGUAUUGAAAAAGCAAUAUGAGGAAGAAGUUGCUCGAUUAAGACAACAACUGGAUCAAAUGCAACAUGGCGCAUUUCCCUCUGUAUCACCCUCAAAAGAUAUCAAGCCAUCACCUCCAGCACUUACCUCCAGCUCUCCUUUAGUUAAUGUGCCUCAUUUUGCUCCACCGAGCCGAGUUGCUGGCAAAAAAUCUCAACCCGCUUUAUCAGUCCAAACAACUGUACCCUUACAUGAUAUUGAUCCUGAUACGUUACCUGCUAAUAUGAAAGUGGAAGGACAAGACUGGUUUGCAUUAUUCAACCCAAAAGCAACCCGAUACCUUAAUGUAAGCCUUGUUCAUUCAUUAGAACAUGACAGUGUGGUUUGUUGUGUCAAGUUCAGUUUGGAUGGUCGACUUCUAGCCGCUGGUUGUAAUCAAGCAACUUAUAUCUAUAAUACCAUGCUUUCUACUCGGGUGGCUGUUCUUCGAGACGAAACAGCUGGUAGAGAUGGCGACUUGUACAUUCGAUCUGUUAGUUUUAGCCCAGAUGGAAAGUAUUUAGCCACAGGUGCGGAAGACAGAAAGAUUAGAGCAAGUAUUUAUAUUUGGGAAAUCGCAAAACCACAUAUUCGUUGUGUCUUGCAAGGCCAUGAACAAGAUAUUUAUUCACUUGAAUUUAGUCGAGAUGGACGUAUUCUUGUCUCUGGCUCUGGUGACCGCACCACACGUAUCUGGGACUGGAUGGAAUCCACCUGCUUACAUGUCUUGCGUAUCAAUGAAGUGGAUCAAAGCGAUCCUGGUGUGACAAGUAUUGCUAUCUCACCUGACAGUCGAUUGAUUGCAACAGGUAGUCUAGACAAAAUUAUUCGUGUAUGGGAUGCUAUGAACGGCCAGUUAUUGGAGCGACUAGAAGGCCACAAAGACAGUGUGUACUCUGUGGCUUUUAUGCCGGAUGGAAAGACGUUAGUCAGUGGUAGUUUAGAUAAAACAUUGCGGUUAUGGCAACUAGGAAACUCAAAACGACCUUGUAUUCAAGUUUUUUCGGGACACAAGGAUUUUGUCUUGUCAGUUGCUACUACGCCGGAUGAUCGCUGGAUUAUCUCGGGCUCAAAAGACAGAAGCGUACAAUUCUGGGAUCCACGAACAGGACAAACUCAGUUUAUGUUGCAAGGACACAAGAAUUCAGUGAUAUCUGUGGCCACAAGUCCCGGUAGAAGACCUUUGUUUGCUACAGGGUCAGGUGAUAAUCGUGCUCGAAUUUGGCGCUAUGAUCCUUAUUCUACUCCUUCAUCUUGA